Messenger RNA from Brenthis ino (lesser marbled fritillary), 1713 nucleotides. The record is from the annotation of a GenBank genome assembly. NCBI's taxonomy places the organism in Eukaryota, Metazoa, Arthropoda, Insecta, Lepidoptera, Nymphalidae.
AUGAUCCUCUCAGUGGCGAGAGGGACAUUGGGUGUUAGAUCAUUUUUAGGUUUUCCGUCGGAAUUGGUGUACUAUGGUUCAGCGAUGUGGGAGACACUGUACGGCAUGAUGUUAGCCUUCCCUCUAGUCGGUUGGAUUUUUAUACCGGUCUAUUAUAGACUAAACACGAACUCUGUUUAUGAAUAUUUACAGAUGCGUUUCGGCUCAAUAUGGGUACGUCGUAUAGCAGCCGCUACGUUCUUACUUCGACAAACUUUAAAUCUCGCCGUAACAGUUUACACUCCUACGGUAGCGUUACAUGCAGUACUAGCGCUUCCUCAUUGGGCGUCUGCUGCUGCUUUAACUACAGUUGCUAUAGUAUUUAACUUACUUGGAGGAUUGGCUGCGGCUAUCAGGGCUGAUGUAAUUCAAACACUAACUAUGGUGCUAGUGAGUGGAGCUUUCAUAAUACAGUCCACAGUGAAGGCAGGAGGCCCUGGAAAAGUUUUAGCAGAUAACAUAGAUGGCAAUAGAUUGGAGUUCUUUAAAUUCACUUUUGACCCAGCAGUGAGAGUAGAUACACUAUCAGCAUUCAUAGGACAAUUGUUUAUGUCAGUUUCUCUUUAUGGAUGUCAACAAACGUUCGUUCAACGUUACUGCUCCAUGUCAAGCGAGGGUAAAGUUAAGAGGACAUUGCUAUCCAAUGUUCCGGCUGUAGCUAUCCUUUUCAGUUUAUCCUGGGUCGUUGGGAUGGGAUUAUAUUCUAUGUAUAGAUAUUGUGAUCCGUUAAAAUCCGGACAGAUUGCCGAGCCGGAUGAGGUUUUACCAUUUUAUGUACAAGAUCAGUUUUCGUUUCUACCUGGCAUGUUGGGGUUGUUUUUGGGAAGCCUCUUUAAUGGGGCUUUGAGCUUCCUUGUGUCGAAUGUAAAUUCGCUAUCGACUGUGACGUGGGAAGACUUUGUAUCAGCUGCACCAGCGUUUAAAGGCAUAAGCGAUAAGCAACAGCUAACUAUCAUUAAGGUUAUUGGAAUUAUAUACGCAAUAACUAUUAUGAGCCUGUCUCUCUGCGUGGGUCUGGUCGGGGGAGUGAUAGAGGGGUCUCUGUUGGUGACGUCAGCAACGUCAGGGGCUCUUUUAGGGGUGUUCCUCCUUGCCGCAAUCUUUCCUAUGGCUAACGGCAAGGGGGCACUUUGGGGGAUGGUGAUGUCACAUAUAGUGACCGCAUGGCUAGCCGCGGGUCGACUCAUGUAUGUGAAAAAUUCCAUUGCUAAGCUACCGUUGUCUGUUGAGAAAUGUUCGAACACAACUCUAAGCAUUUUAAGCUCAAAAGCUCUGCCGGUCGAAGUGAAUCAGACUUUAGUACAAUUUGCACCAAUCUUUCAAGUGCAUGACCAGAGUUAUGUAUCGCAUGUGCCUGAACCAUCUUCUGUAUUUACAGCUUUUAUGAAAAUAUAUUCCAUCUCAUACAUGUGGUAUGCCGUAAUCGGAACAAUUAUUUGCAUUACUUUCGGAGUAAUAAUUGGCUUAAUAACUGGCAAUGAAAAUGAUAAAUUCGAUGAACGAUUACUACAUCCGUUAAUUGCAAAAAUAUCCAGAAAAAUACCGGGCAAAAAACGCACUUUUACCAGUCAAAGUCAGAAAGAAGUGAAACCUGAUGAAACUGAUGAUAGAUUCUCAAGAAGCAAUAGCAGUAUAGCAGUGGAAAAUAAUAACUUACCGAUUAAAACGCAUUUG